UCUCGCUCUCAUGUCUGGGACAGAUCCCCUACAUGUGAUAUCCAGACAAACCACACUCCAAAUUGAAAUGGUUGAGACACCCGAGGGCAAAAGGUCCGCGAGCAUCGAUUCUUUCCAAUCCAUGCCCCGCUUCGGCUCCAGCCAUAUACAUAAAGCAAACCACAACCUCCCCCUGCAUCGCCCAGACGAUCGAUCGACCAGCAGGCUUGCUGCGUUCAUUCCUUGAAAAAUUGCAACAAGAUGAGUAGUGCGUCGCCGGUGACCACCCUCAAAACUGAAGCAGACCUGCAACAGAAGUUGGGUUCCGCCGAAAAGCUGGUGGUGCUGGAGUUCGUAAAACAGGGCAGCAAGAUCUGCACUUACGUGAAGCGGGAACGGGAUAGGAUCGCCCAAGAAAUGGAAAAAGUGGCCGAGUUCUACGAGCUCGACGUCGACACUUUCAAGAAAUUUGCGACGAAGUUCCAAGUAGAGGCCCUGCCGGCGUUCGUGGUGAUGCACAAGUUCGUUAAGAAGCGCCAUGUGGUUGGAACCGACGAUCUCAAGAAAGCUAUCGAGGAUGCCCACGCUAAAUUCGGCUCUGAAACAAAAGAACCCGCACAAAACUCUGAACCAAAAGAACCCGCACAAAACUGUGAAAAUUUUCAUGUUCAAAUAAAGAUGCUACUUGAGAGUUUAUGAACCGGACGACGAGGUUUGCAUGUGCAUUUUCAGUUCGAAACGACGAAGGUUUGCAAGGCGCUUGCCGUCGUUGACGGCUUUAUGUACUUGCCGCCAUUUUAGUUCAGGGUCUGGGUCUUGAAGGACUCCUAAGGCUUUGCAGUCCUCAUCAAGCCGAUCGAGGGCCACCGCAAAUCCGCCAAAGAUGAAGAUUUCGCUGAUCUUGACAAGCUGGAAACUUCAACAAGGUUGCUGAGCCUUUAUCAACACCACCUCCGAAGAGAGCCAAAGAUGUCACCAAGAUUAAAGUUGAAGGAGGGCCCAUUUAAAAUGCGAAGACAAGGCUUUCAAUCAUCAAUCUCGAGGCAUUAGUUUGUAAAUAAGAAAUUAUUACUAUAAAUACCAUUUGCCCUUGAAUGUUUCACCAAAUAUAGUUGGUAGGUGUGGCAAAAUUGUAAAUGCGACAAUUCGUCUACCGUACUCCUGAAACUGAUUGGACAACUUUUUAUACAAUCAUUAGUCCAAGAACUUAAUUUUCUA
Panicum hallii is the source of this 1197-nucleotide messenger RNA. Its product is annotated as thioredoxin H-type-like. Bases 241 to 678 code for a protein of 145 amino acids. The record is from RefSeq and is a predicted model, not a curated record. Lineage: Eukaryota; Viridiplantae; Streptophyta; Magnoliopsida; Poales; Poaceae. The transcript has 3 exons.